AUGAACUCCCGACUUGUAUACGCUGUUGCGAUCCUUGCAGUUUUUGCUUCUGCACAAUCCGAAGAUGAAUGGGAUGGAACUGUCCGAGACCAGACUGAAUUCUGUGGAACCAUGGCUCAAUAUGCACCAAAUGGAGAAAUUUACUGUUCUCAAUUCACAAUGUGCUGUGAUAGACAAUUCGACCCAAACAACGGAGACAGGUGCCAAGUCAAGGAAUCCGAUUGCUCUCCAACUGACGACGGAAGAAGUGGAUUGGGAGUUUGCAAGUUCUCCAACUGCACAGAGCUCAUCACAACGACUACGACGACCACGACCCCAGCUCCACAGUACGAAUCCAUCAACGCCGCUUACCAAGCUGUCACCAUCCUCGCUCCACUCGUUGCUGCUGUCUUCUGCGUGAUGUAA
Caenorhabditis briggsae is the source of this 405-nucleotide messenger RNA. The record is from RefSeq and is a predicted model, not a curated record. The transcript is spliced from 3 exons. Bases 1 to 405 code for a protein of 134 amino acids. Lineage: Eukaryota; Metazoa; Nematoda; Chromadorea; Rhabditida; Rhabditidae.